GUACUGAUAGGCGGGAAAGAUUAAUAAGUGUACAAAGUCCGUAGACAAUGUCCUAUCUGUGACACAUCAACAUAGCAUCAAUCACUAUCAAAUAACUUCACCAUCGAUAAUUCAGUGCAGCCUAACUUGAAAUAAGGACAGUGUCAUUCUAAACAAAGGGUAAGUACUUUAAUGGAGGUGUAUUUUCGUUGUAUUUUUUGUUCCUUUCUUUUAGAGAGAACCAAAUUUACUUUAAUAAUAAGGUAUGUAUUUUAAAUUGUAACAAAUAGGCCUAGGACUUUUCAACUAUACAAAUAAAAUUUAGAUAUAUUUUUACAGCCACUAGACUUAAUUUAAAAUAAGCAUUAAUGAUAAAUAUAAUUAGGCAACAAAUAAAAGCCCUAAGUGUGAAAAUUGAUAAAUUCAGAAUAAUUUUUCUUAUCAGAGAGUUUUCGAGACAUGCCUGUAUGAAGAUAGGAGCUCAACCUGGUUAUAACAUGCCUCCAGUUCCAUGAUUCAGAACAAUUAUUUCGGUGAUCUGAGCAUACAUUUAAAUUAAUAUUAAAAUGUAUAUUUAAAUUAUAUUUAUUUUUUAAACAUUGUUCUAAUUCUAAUUAAUAAAAAAAACACAACACAUGUUUAUGUUUCUUUAUAAUUACUUUUGAAUGUUCGUUUGUCAAAUGGUAGGGCCUAUAUAUUGGAUACAAACAUACCACGUUCAAAAAAAUAAUAAAGGAUGACGUCCAGUAAAAAGAUAAAAUAAUGAUAACAUUUUAAAAUAUCAAUUUUUCAUGGUAAAAAUGUUUGUUUUUUUUCAUGGGAGUUUCGAUGUUUUAAGUUGUAUAUUAUAGUUUGGCAUUUUAAGUACAUUGAUUUAUCGGUGACCUCAGUGACUCACUCAUGCUUCACUCAACCUCUGAAAUGCAUCGUCCUAGUUCAGUGGUCAGCAAACUCAUUAGUCAAAAGAGCCGAAAAUCAGCAGCAGAACAAUUUUUUUUUUAAAAAUUGAAAGUCAAAUUUCUUUUCAAGAACCUGUCAAGAACCAUGUUUUUCGGAGUCAAACCCGAUUUGUGGCCGACUGGCCGAGCCGCACUCAGGUCGCUAAAGAGCCGCGAUUUUCCGACCACUGUCCUAGUUGAUCAAUUGUAUGUCUCUUUUCAUUUUAUGAUUACCUACUGCCAUGAUUUAGUGCCGCCCGCCCGAGUUUAUAGUGUGAGAACUCUAUACAACACAUCGACGUUAUUUUCACGCCAUCCCUGUUCUGUCGUCAUGACUAAAACAUGUAAUGCCUUCAUAUGUGUUUCUGGACAGCUGUGUGAGGUAGCACGUCGUGGCAUGCAGUACGGAUGGCACAAUGUUACACCAUCACAGGGGGAUGACUCCAAAUGAAAAAAUUGGAUAGAGCUCGCUCGAGUAAAUUUCAUAGGAGAUCUAAGAUGCAAGGGAAGAGUGUCAUCAGAGCAGGUUGCAUCAGACCAGGCUGCCUUCAAAGCAGGGUAUCGCCGGAGCAGGCAGACUCGGAGAAGCUCAAUGGGGAAGUCUGGAAGGGGUGACAUCACGAGUUUAUCGCAGUUGGUGACACCAACCCUAGUGACGCAACUGGCUGAGUGUCUGACAGUCUGAUACUCAGUAAACAUUAAUGUUCCGAAGGAAUCAUGCAAUUGUUUUGUCAAUACUUCAAUGUCUUUAAGUGAAUUUUAACAGAUUUCUUUGUAAUAGACAUGCUCUUAUUAUUUUGUCAUUUACAGUGCACAAAAUGGGUAAACAACGAUAGACCUGCAACAGGCUAUAACAAUAAUAAAAAAAAAGACCAAAGUAAACUCCAACUACAUCCGGAAAAUAUUGAACGACUUCCAGUUCCUAGAUUUUCGCAGCCUUAAACUUAAAAAAAAAAUAUGUCAAGAUCACCGGGAUAUAAUGGAAAGGACACAAACCUCAGACCGCCCUCAGAUCGUGUUUCAACUACUGACCCACGUUCGUCGAUAGAUCCUGGAGCACCGGGAAUAGGUAACUCAGAAAUUAAGACUACUCCCGGCGCAACUGGAUCGAAUAAGAAAAAAAUAAUUUUGGAUAAGGCUUUCAAAAUCGGUCGCUUUGCUAAAAGAGCCCUGGGUGCGGUGGUACCUGGAGUCAUUCGCGCUUCAGGUUUGGGGGCUACGGGACUUGGACACGGCAGCAUGGCGGAAAGAGUUAUCUCUCAAGCGGCAACAUCCGGGUAAGUCUUUCUUUCUAAACUUGUGGACGUUAAUGGAGAUGAAAAGGUAUAUUUAGAAGCCAGUCCUACAACCAAUACAGGGAUGUUCAAAGGCUGAGGUUUUACUCGUACACACUUCAAAAACACCCUCAACCACAGACACACAUCCAAACAAACGAUAGUUCACAGAUGGGCUUGAAAAGUGACUGAUAUUUUUUAAAUGGACGGGAAUUAGAGCCUUGUGACCCUUAUCACAUCUAUCGUAGGGACACAUAUUUAGGCGUAUCCAUAUCCACAAUCUGUGUCAUCGGUGCAGAAAAGGGGUGCGGAGGGGGCGGUCCGUUAUGGGCGGCGCGUUUUUCGUUAUAUGGAGGGGCGGCAUUUUGAAUCAACUGCAGGGUUUUUCGUGGAAAGAGGGUGGCAAAAUUAUUGCUCCACGUCGGGUAGCCCUAACCCUAAGUACGUUACUGAUCUGUAGAUCUACAGCCAAUUAAUUAAUAAUAAUUAAUAUAAAUCUCUUUCCGAUGUAUACUAUGUUAUAAAAUAUAACGUAUCGAUUGUCCUCUAUUACCGUUAGAACUUUCAGAUUUAACUUAGGCCAUCAUCCUAAAGACGCUGACACUUCUUCUUGUUCAUGUUUCCAACAAAUAACUCGUUUUUGAGCUAUAAGUGGUCAUAUGAGCCCGUGGGUGGGUAUAAAAGCAAAACACUAGUUAGCAAGACUUGUCUACAGAAACUUGGCAGGAUUCGUUCUAUAUCUUUAAUAGAUUUUUUCUUCUUCUUCUAUUCUCCAAAAGGUCAUUUCCCCAACAUAGCCCAACCGCGGCGCACAGUUUCGGAAUGGGUGUGGUUUCAGCCCUUCAAUCUGCUGGGGGUGCUGCAAUCGACCUUGGAGCGAACACUGUUCUUGACCCCACAGCAGCUGCUCUGGGCAGAGCUGUGUUGGCAACAGCAGGAGAAGUCGCGACAAUGCACAUAAACCUCACACCGCCCUCGGACCAUGAUUCACGUUCGUCGUUACAUCCCGGGGCCACGGGAACAGGUCAAUCUGAAACAACAGCUAAUAAUGGCGCGACUGGAUCGGAUAACAUAACAACAAAUUUGGAUAAGGCUUUCAAAAUCGGAUGCGCUGCUGCUAGAGUUGUGGGUGCGGUGGCGCCUGUAGCCAUUCACGCUUCAGGUUUGGGGGCUGCGGGAAUCGGACACUGUAGCAUGGGGGAAAGAAUUAUCUCUAAAGCGGCAACAUCCCGGUAAGUCUUUCUUUCUAACUUGUGUAUGUUAAUGAAAAAUGAAAAGCUAUAUAUUUACAGCCAGUUUUAACCACUGCAGUAGUGUUCUAAGGCCGAAGCUUUAAUCGGACUCAAUUCGCUACCCACCCCCACCACACACACUACUUCGCCCCCCCCCAAAUAAAAAAAUAACACACACAUACACCCUCACAUUAUUUCGCCAUCAUACCCCCCACAUACGCACACACACACAGACACGUACAGAAGGAACAAAUCAAACGAUAGUUCACAGAUGGGCUUUGAAAAGUGACUGAUACUUUUUAAUAUGACGGGAAUAAGACCCUGGGGGCUUUUAUUACAUCAGCUAUCAUAGCGACAUAUAGUUAGGCCAUAGCCAUAUUUAUCUGUAACAGCGGCGGUGCAGGAAAAGGGCUGCGGAGGGGGCAGUCCGCUUGGGGGGGGGGGGCGGGGAAACGCGGGUUAUUUUUUUCAUUAUAUGGAGGGGAGGAAUUUCCACCAACUGCAGGGUUGUUUUUUUUUUGGGUUUUUUUUUUGUGUGGAAAGGGAGUCGCACAAUUCUUGCCCCACCGCUACUGAUAUGUAGAUCUACAGCCAAUAAUUUCUAAGAAUAGGGGGGGGGGGGGGGGAGACGCGGGUUAUUUUUUUCAUUAUGUGGGGGGGAGGAAUUUCCACCAACUGCAGGGUUGUUUUUUUUUUGGGUUUUUUUUUGUGUGGAAAGGGAGUCGCACAAUUCUUGCCCCACCGCUACUGAUAUGUAGAUCUACAGCCAAUAAUUUCUAAGAAUCUGUUUCCGAUAGUCAUAUACGAUGUUUUAAACUAUAAAGUAUUAAUUGUUUUCUAUUACUGUUAAGACUUUCAAAUUUCAAAUUCAAAUUUGAAUUAGGGUAUUAUCCUAAAGACGCUGACACUUCUUCUUGUUCAUGUAUCCAACAAAUAACUCGUUUUUGGAGCUAUAAGUGGUCAUAUGAGCCCGUGGGUGGGGAUAAAAGCAAAACCCUCGUUAGCAAGACGUGUCUACAGAAACUUGGCAGGAUUCGUUCCAUAUCUUUAAUAGAUUUUUUUUUUCUUCUAUUGUCCAAAAGGUCUUUUUCCCAACCUAGCCCAACCGCGGCGCACAGUUUUGGAAUGGGUGUGGUUUCAGCCCUUCAAUCUGCCGGGGGUGCUGCAAUCGACCUUGGAGAGAACACUGUUCUUGACCCAACAGCAGCUGCUGUGGGCAGAGCUGUUUUGGCAGCGGCAGGAGAAGUCGCGGCAAUGUCUUUAAAAAUCGAUGAUCAAGAUUUUGAGUCCGAAGGCUGGAACGGGGGCGUGGUAAGAAGAGGAAACGGAAAUGGAAACAAUGGAGAAUGCUGCGUUCGGGAGGACGGUACGGGUGCUAUUUUUCUCGAAGCCACUGAGAAACUAUAUCAUGUUGUCACAUGCAGUGAUGAAUUAGGCCUAACAGGAAGCAGAUGUGAGUUGGCUCUCGUUGAUCAGCAAAUCCCUAGUUGGUCGCAACAAGAUUACUAAUUUUUUUGUUUGUUUCACGAAAGCUUGUGGAGCAAUGUUACCUUUUUUCAGCAAUAUUAAUGUUUUAAUUACAUAUUUUAGCCUGAAUAAUGUGUUUCUAUCCUGUAUAAAAUAAAUAUCGUAAGCUUAGGACGCGGUAAAACUCAAUCCUAAAGUUCUAAGGCACAACAUUCAAAUAUUUCACACUAUUUAAUUCGGCUGUUUCUGUGCGGAGCAGAGACCAACCAUUUUCAUUAUUGACUAAUAGUACAGUAUUAUUACAGAAAACUGAUUAUAUUAUUACCCUCACAGUUUGUAGGUGAAAUGCCUCUUAAAACUGUUAUAGGCAUAUCUUUUUUAUUUCAAAAUAUUAUGAUACGCCUGUUGAAAACCUCUGGCAUAUAUCAUGUAGUAUAUAGCAUCAUAUACUAUGGUCCAUCCAUAUACAACGUACGUUAAGACCCCAUUCCCCCUGUUUCACCCGUAAUUUUUGAGCAACCCCAAUUCGUACGCGCAAUGAGCACUUUCUAACCUACACAUCCCCCCACCCCGAAAAAACAACAUUUUAAACCUUUUUUGUACAAGAUAAUUAAAUGAAGUCGUCAGUGUUUCCUAACUUGUGGCGUACACUCCACUUCAAAUCAGUCAGUAUGAAGCUUAUAAGAGGUCAUAUGUCUCAGGGAUAAUGAUGUAGGAAGGGGGGAGGGGUGGGGGGCACUUUUCUUAACUUGUGACAUGUAUUCCACUUCAAAUCAGUCAGUUUGAAGCUUAAAAGAGGACACAUAAGUCUCAGGAACAAUGAUGUAGGAAGGGGGGUGGAGUGGGCGGCACUUUUCUUAAAUUUGGCCAGGUGCCAUUUUUUUAUUAUCUGAAAUAUAAUGCAUUCACAAAAACCAGGGAGUGGGCGGCACUUUUCUUAAAUUUUGGCCAGGUGCCAUUUUUUAAUUAUCUGAAAUAUAAUGCAUUCACAAAAAACCAGGGUGGCUUUUUCCAUUUUUCUGAUUUUCUAUACAUUUAUUGGUGUACAAGUAUCGGCUUUAAUACUUUAAACCAAGUAAACCAUUCCUCUAAUUUAUUAACACAAUAUAAGAUAAAAAGUGAAUAGAUCAAUUUGGUAAUUUUAAUUUAAGAGAGCCUGAAUGAGAAUGACUCUAAGUCUUCAUCUGUACCUUUAAAAAGAAAACCGUUUUAAUGUAUUUAUUUCAGUAUUUUGACUUAAUUUUUUAAUUUUUUUGUUGUAUGUGCAUCCGAGUUCUUCAAUGUCAUGCUUGUAGAGUACUUCAAAUUCAAGGUUCUGAUAAUAAAAGAGUCAUCUCAUGACUUUACCUGAAGUCUGCUUCCAU
This is a messenger RNA of Lymnaea stagnalis (great pond snail), 6254 nucleotides long. The record is from the annotation of a GenBank genome assembly. Lineage: Eukaryota; Metazoa; Mollusca; Gastropoda; Lymnaeidae.